CUUCACUUUUGACUUCAAUAUUUUGUAUUGUUAUAUAUAAAUUUAAACAAAUUACCAUAUUUUCAACCACCAAACAAUCAUAGAGCAACACAGAUACUUUCUUUAUUGAACAACAAUUUUUCCUUAUUCUUCUAUACUAAGAAUGGACAUCUUUGCCAUCAUCUUCUACAUUAUUGCAGCAUCAAUUUUGCUGAUCAUCACACUAAUUUCAUGCCUAUACCUAAGAAUCUUCGCCGGAAAAUCGGUCGGCAACCGGAGCUACCCUCCGGUCACCGGAACCGUUUUUGGCCAACUUUUCUACUACAACACUUUGUACGACUACCAAACGCGCCUUGCCCGGAAGCACCGGACCUCUCGACUACUUGCGCCUGACAUAAGCGAAAUAUACACGACUGAGCCGAAAAACAUCGAGUACGUAUUGAAAACGAGCUUCGGCAGCUACACUAAGGGCAGAUACAAUCAGGAACUAUGGAGUGACCUGUUUGGGAAGGGAAUAUUAGUUGUGGAUGGCGAAAAAUGGCGCCAGCAGAGGAAACUGGCCAGCCUCGAGUUCUCGACUCGCGUCCUCAGAGACUUCAGCUGCUCGGUUUUCAGGAAAAACGCGGCAAGAUUGGUUGGGGUCGUUCGCAAAUUUUCCGAGGAAGGCCGAGCUUUUGAUGUGCAGGCUUUGCUGAUGAUGUACACACUGGAGUCGAUAUUCAAGGUAGGUUUUGGAGUCGGUUUGGAGUGCCUAAACGGGUCGAACGCAGAUGGGAAUCGAUUCAUCAAGGCCUUUGACGACUCGAGUGAGUUAGUGUAUUGGCGUUAUGUCGACCCGUUUUGGAAGAUCAAGCGAUACUUCAACAUCGGUGGGGAAGCCACUUUGAAGAAGAACAUCGAGUUUAUUCACAACUUUUUGGACAAAGUGAUCAAGAACAAGAGACUAGAAUUGGAGAAGGGACAGCAUUUUAACAACAAAGAGGACAUACUUUCGAGAUUCCUUGUCGAGAGCAAGAAGGAUCCUGAGACGAUGUCAGAUCAAUAUUUAAGGGACAUUAUUCUAAGCUUUAUAAUCGCCGGCAAAGACACAACUGCAAACACUCUAUCUUGGUUUAUUUACAUCCUCUGCAAGUAUCCAACGAUUCAAGAAAAAAUCGUGCGAGAAAUCGAGAAGGUGAUUAAUGUUUCUCCUUCUCCACACGGCACUAAUGAAAUUAGCGUUGAUGAAUUUGUCCAAAGCAUUACAGACGAAGCACUUGACGAAAUGCAUUAUCUUCAUGCAACGUUGACCGAGACUUUGAGGCUAUACCCUGCUGUCCCUGUGGAUGGAAGGUGCGCGGAAAAAGACGAUACUCUCCCGGAUGGAUUCAAAUUGAGAAAAGGCGACGGCGUAUAUUACAUGGCGUAUGCUAUGGGCCGUAUGGCGUAUUUAUGGGGAGAUGAUGCUGAAGAGUUUAAACCCGAAAGAUGGCUCAAAAACGGGACUUUUCAACCCGAGUCACCGUUCAAAUUCGUUUCUUUUCAUGCUGGCCCAAGGACUUGUUUGGGAAGGGAUUUCGCGUAUCGGCAGAUGAAGAUAGUAUCUGCAGCUCUCUUGCAUUUCUUCAAGUUCCGAUUAAGUGAUGAGUGCAAGCAAGCCCGAAAGCCCGCGAAGCUCCCUCGGGGCCCGUUUCCCUGGCCCAUCAUCGGUAACAUCCUCUCCCUCGGCCCAAAACCUCACCAGUCCCUCGCCAGGCUGGCCAAAAAACACGGGCCCGUGAUGUCCCUCAAGCUCGGAGCCAUGACAACUGUCGUCAUAUCCUCGCCUGAGACUGCCAGAGCCGUGCUCCAGCGACAUGACCUGGCACUUUCCAGCCGGAAAAUCCCGGCCGCCGGCCGGACCUUAGGCCAAGACCAGUUCUUCAUUACGUGGCUCCCUGUGGGCGGGCCCUGGCGCAAGCUCCGCAAGAUAUGCAAGGAGCAGAUGUUUUCGGGCCCACGGCUCGAAUCGGGCCAGGGCCUGAGGAGGGAGAAGUUGGGCCAGCUGUACGAUUUUGUGGCGUCGUGCCGCGAUUCGGGCCGGUCCGUGGAUGUUGGGGAGGCCGCGUUCACCACGUCCUUGAACUUGAUGUCGGCCACGCUCUUCUCGAAGGAGUUCGGCGGGUUCGGGUCGGGCUCGACUCGUGGGGUCAGGGAGGUUGUCACGGGCGCGAUGAGGUGCCUCGGGAGCUCGAAUCUUGUGGACUUUUUCCCGGUUUUGAAACGAGUCGACCCGCAAGGGAUCCAACGGGACGCGGAUUACUAUUACGGGAAGCUGUUCGAGAUUUGCUAUGGGAUUGUUGAGGAGAGGUUUCGACAAUGUAGGGGCGAAAAGGACGAUUUGCUCGAGUCGCUCGUUGAUCUUCAUCUCAAGGGUGACUUGAGCAAGGAUGAUAUUCGUAAUCUCCUACCGGAAUUGUUGGUUGGCGGCACGGACACCAUAUCGAGCACGGUGGAAUGGGUGAUGGCGGAGCUCCUACGCAACCCUUUGAAGCUAACGACGCUCAGAAACAAAAUCAACGGAGAAAUCGGCGCGCAGUUAGUUCAAGAAUCGGACAUCUCGAACCUCCCUUACUUACGAGCCGUGGUCAAGGAGACUUUCCGACUUCAUCCACCCGCACCCUUCUUGGUUCCUCGUGAGGCAAGCGCCGAUGUCGAGGUGAACGGCUAUAUCGUCCCUAAGGGUGCGCAAGUCUUGAUCAACGUUUGGUUCAUCGGUCGGGACCCCAACGUGUGGCCCAAGGCGGAUGCCUUCUGGCCCGAGCGGUUUUUGGGAGAGUUUGAAGUCGACUUUAGAGGUAAUGAUUUCAAGCUGAUACCGUUUGGGGCUGGCAGGAGAAUGUGUCCUGGCUUGCCCCUUGCGCAUCGUAUGUUGCACCUCAUGAUUGCGACGUUGGUGGGGGGAUUCGGGUGGCGGCUCGAGGGAGGGGUCGACCCGGGAGAUUUGGAUAUGGAUGAGAAGUUCGGGCUCUCGGUCGAGAAAGCCGUGCCUCUCAAGGCGGUCCCCGUGGACAUGAGGUCAUAA
Molecule: messenger RNA, 3022 nt
Organism: Striga asiatica
Lineage: Eukaryota; Viridiplantae; Streptophyta; Magnoliopsida; Lamiales; Orobanchaceae
Source: the annotation of a GenBank genome assembly